GCAGAGAGCGGAAACGAUAAAGCGAUGAGCACUGGGUUUGGUGGUGGAUAUCCUGGAGCGGGUGGUGGACCGGCAGGAAUGAUGGCUGUUGGGAGUCCAACUAUGACACCAUUCAUUGAUCCAAAUGAAUUUGCACCUGAAUUGCAUCACUCGAAUGAAAUUGUCCGCAUUAAUGUCAGCGGUAAACGUUAUAUGACACUUUAUGACACACUCGUAAAUGGCAAGUCAAGAUUCUUCGAGCAUAUGCUGUCGAUUGAUCAAUCAAGUGGCAAAAUUGUCGUUUUUCGACGAAAUAUUAUCGAAGAUGAGGAUGGUCAAAUAUUCAUCAAUCGAGACGGUAAACUAUUCGCAUACAUUCUACAAUAUAUGCGUGAUGGCAAUCGUACCGUACUCCCCGAGUCAACAUUCCUCAUUCGACAACUUAUUGUACGCAGUUCACUGCACCGAUUUCGUUUUGUUGUUCGCGAUCGCAUUUUUCAAUUCAGUGCGAGUUCAGUUACGAUAAGCUACAAAAGGGAGGCGGAAUUCUUCGCGAUGGAUCGUUACAAGGUGUUAUUAUUACAAAAACUGGCUGAACAAGAAAAGAGUCGAGAUGCACAGGACGAUGUGGCCGAUGCAGACGUAUCGAAUAAGUCCCAGUCGAAACAACUACCGCAAAAGAAACUAAGCGAAUCGAAUAAUCCAAAGCGAAAGUGA
This is a messenger RNA of Anisakis simplex (herring worm), 696 nucleotides long. The record is from the annotation of a GenBank genome assembly. NCBI's taxonomy places the organism in Eukaryota, Metazoa, Nematoda, Chromadorea, Rhabditida, Anisakidae.